UUAUUAAUUGUUUUUAUUUUAUUUUUGUCGCAACAACGCACCUGUUGAAUUGUUACUUGCUGUAAAAGGCUGUAACUUGUAACCAAAAGCAACAAGCAUAUGAAAAAGAUAAGCAAAGGAUUUUGGUCCUUUCCUCUGAUAGCUAAGGCUCCGUAGAUCCAAAAUUUUGGUCCUGUUCUAUAUGCCCAAAAAUAAAAAUUUAAAAAAUUUAAAAAAAAAGGGAAAAAAGAAAAAAGAAAAAACUAUUUUGUAUCCCAUAUAAGUGAAAACAGUAGCAAAUCAGGUCCUCCAAUCCAUCUCCAAAAUCACCAGCAUGGAAGGAGAACUAAGCAACUUCUUCAUGGUCUGGAUGUCGGUUGUCGCAUCACUCUGUUACUGUCGCACCAUCGGUAAUAUCACCAAACAAGGAACAAUCACCAGGUUCCUUCUUCUCCUCCCUGUAAUAUCUCUAUUCCUAUUCCUUCCUCUCAAUCUCACCACCGUUUAUCUCGGCGGAGCUACGUCCUUCUUCGUCGCUUGGCUAGCGGUUUUCAAGCUCCUCCUCUUCGCCUUCGGUCGAGGUCCUUUAUCUUCCAACCUUUCUUUAACGAGUUUCAUCCUCUUAGCUUGCUUCCCAAUAAAGAUUCAAAAUCAAUCAUCGUCGACCAAGAAAGACAGCAACAAAUCAUGUCUAAAUUUUGCUAUGAAGUCUAUCAUAUUCGCUACCCAUAUGCCGGUUUUCAAGAGAAAACCGUAUAUGCAUCCGAAGCUGUUUCUGGUUAUAUAUUCUGUUUAUCUCUAUCUUGGGUUGGAAAUAAUUUUGGCAGCCAUGGCAGCCUUGGCUCGAGCUUUUCUUGGAGUUGAUUUGGAGCCUCAGUUCAAUGAGCCUUACCUAUCUACCUCUUUGCAGGAUUUUUGGGGGAGAAGAUGGAAUCUAAUGGUUAGUAGUAUCCUGCGCCCUACCGUAUACGAUCCUGUCCGGUUGAUUUGUAGCCGUUUGAUUGGGAAGGAACGAGCUCCUUUGCUUGCAGUUAUUGCAACAUUUAUUGUGUCAGGUUUGAUGCAUGAGUUGAUAUUUUAUUACAUUGGUCGAAUCAAGCCCACGUGGGAGCUCACGUGCUUCUUUUUACUGCAUGGGGCUGGUGUGGCCAUUGAAACUGUGAUUAAGAAAGAAUUAAAGGGGAAAUGGAGAUUACCGCCCGCGGUGUCGGUGGUAUUGACGGUGUCGUUUGUAAUGGUGACCGGAUUGUGGUUGUUCUUGCCGUCUUUGAUGAAGUGUGAAGCGGAUAUCAGGGCUCGGAGAGAGACUUUGGCUUUGUUCGAGUUUUUGAAGAGCCUGAGUGGUAUGAUUUUGGGGUUUAGAAAGGAGGAAAUUAUUGCACUUCUCUCAUCGUCUUCCCGUUCUUAAAAUACGAUUUUGUAUCUCUAUUUAUUUUAAUCGUACUUCGAAUAAUGGUUUGUUUAUUAUUUUCAUUGAAUUUUUUAGACGUUCUUGCUUAAGAAAAAAAAUGGUUGUAAUUACACUAUCAUAAUGGUUGUAAUUACACUAUCUUUUUAGUA
This is a messenger RNA of Ziziphus jujuba (common jujube), 1539 nucleotides long. Its product is annotated as acyl-CoA--sterol O-acyltransferase 1. The transcript has a single exon. Lineage: Eukaryota; Viridiplantae; Streptophyta; Magnoliopsida; Rosales; Rhamnaceae. Bases 314 to 1387 code for a protein of 357 amino acids. Gene Ontology annotation, biological process: lipid metabolic process. The record is from RefSeq and is a predicted model, not a curated record.